This is a messenger RNA of Diutina rugosa, 1182 nucleotides long. RefSeq names its product amino acid transporter. Gene Ontology annotation, cellular component: membrane; vacuole. Gene Ontology annotation, biological process: regulation of intracellular pH. Bases 1 to 1182 code for a protein of 393 amino acids. Lineage: Eukaryota; Fungi; Ascomycota; Pichiomycetes; Serinales; Debaryomycetaceae. The transcript has a single exon. The record is from RefSeq and is a predicted model, not a curated record.
AUGCCCUCGUGGCUGCUACCAUCAGUGCUGCCGGUAUUUAUACUGUUUUUCCUCUUUGGCCUCAUCAAUAAUGUCCUAUACGUGAUCAUUCUUUCAGCAGCCGUCGAUCUCGUCGGUGCACGGACUCCCAAGGCAGCGGUGUUACUCGCCAAUAUCCUCCCCAGCUUUACGGUAAAAGUGGCAGCACCGUUUUUCAUUCACAAAAUUGCCUAUGGUCAACGUAUGGUGGUGUUGGUAGCAUUGCUGACGGCGGGGAUGCUUUUGGUGUCGCUUCCACCGCUGAUACCGCCCAAGAUUGCUGGUAUCAUGUUAGCCAGUGUAUCACUGGGAGCGGGUGAAGUGACGUUUCUACAGUUGACUCACUUUUAUCUGGGGACACUGGCCGUGGGAGGUUUCUCUCUGGGGACCGGGGGUGCGGGCAUCGUCGGCAGUUUCUACUACUUGUUCCUCACCAAUAUCUGUCGUUUCGCUAGCUGGAAGGUAUUAUUGGUGUCGUCAGCAAUGCCACUCGUGAUCUUGGUAGUGUACCAUCGGCUUUUGCCGCCUCAGGAGCCUAGAGAGUCUCUGGGAGAUGAGAUACCGGCAUGGGCCACCACCGAUGCUGGAGCUCACAUCAAGGAUACUCUCAACAAGAUCAAGCCGUUGGUGAAGCCGUACAUGCUCCCCUUGACGUCAGUUUACUUAUUUGAGUACGUGAUUAACCAGGGGAUCUCCCCCACCUUACUCUACCCGCUCGACCAAGUACCCCAGUGGCUCAUCCGCACCUACCGCGACACCUACGUCGUCUACGGGUUUCUCUACCAACUCGGUGUGUUUAUUUCACGACUGUCGAUCAAUUUUGGCGUGCGGAUCCGCCACCUCGAAGUGAUGGCGAUCCUCCAAGGGUUGAACGUCGUCUUCUGUGUAAUCCAGCUGAUGCUGUUCAAAUUCCCUUUCCCAUCCAUCUGGAUGCUAUUCCCCGUGAUGGUGUAUGAAGGUCUUCUAGGAGGGUUCGCCUACAUCAACACCUUCGUCGCCGUGAGCGAGGCCAGCACCGACGACACUCGCGAGUUCAACAUGGGCGCCGUGAGCAUGAGCGACAGCUUGGGCAUCGUCAUUGCUGGUAUUGUCAACUGGGCGGUGGAGACGCGGUUGUGUCGGUGGCAGGUCGACCACGGGCGGCUGUGGUGCCAACAGGGGUAA